Messenger RNA from Bactrocera oleae (olive fruit fly), 5232 nucleotides. RefSeq lists its product as uncharacterized. Gene Ontology annotation, molecular function: dynein heavy chain binding; dynein light chain binding. Lineage: Eukaryota; Metazoa; Arthropoda; Insecta; Diptera; Tephritidae. Gene Ontology annotation, biological process: intraciliary transport. The record is from RefSeq and is a predicted model, not a curated record. Gene Ontology annotation, cellular component: cytoplasmic dynein complex.
AAAUAAUUUGGCUAUGUACUUUACCUCAUUUAAAUGUUCCAAAGUACAAAACUGCAAUUUGUUUUCACCUGAAAGAAGAAAGAAAAAAUGUUACAGGAUGAUGGUUUAAAUGUACAGUUGCAUUUGAAUCGGUAACUGUGUGCAGCCACAACGAAUUGGAACUGAAUUGCAAAAGCAUCGUAUUCGACACGGCAAUUAUUCAAUUAUUGACGAAAUGUGUAAACGGCGAGGAGAAAAUGAAUCCACCUGUCUGGUAGACCUAGAACUACAAGAUCUGCUGACCUGACCUGGAAUUCAUACACGAAAGACUUAGCGCCUUAAGUGAGCUCAGAGCAGAUUUAAUUAGCAUUUUUGAAAACGAAUCUCUAUGUUUCUAUACGUAAAGAACGGAAAUCAUAAACAAACGUUAGUUAAGAUAUUUUCCAUAUAUUUAGUGUUUGAAGAAUUGGUAAGCCAUAAUACCGUUCAAAAGUGCAAAAGAUUUUGAUUCCAUACAAGAACCGAUCACUCAGUUUGUACGGCAGCCAUAUGCUAUAGUGAUCCGAUCUGAACAAUUUCUUCGGAAAUUGCACCAAUGUCAAAGGCAAGAAUUCAUACCAAAUUUCUUGAAGAUAUCUUGUCAAGUGACAAAGCUUUCCAUAUAAGCACAUUCAGGCAACCAUAUCGGUGCAACGUUGUUUAUGACCAGCCGGGCGUUUGCCUUGUAUGUUGCCAACAACGUUUCUUUGUCCUUUCAGCAUGUGCUUUCGCUGUAAUUGCGGUCGUAUGAGGAGUGAAGAGGCACAGGCUGUCGAAUGUAUCAUUUAAAUUAAUAUACCCUGUUCAGGGUAAAAAGCUAGGAAGAUAAUGAUUGAGUCUAAAUGCGCGAGAUUAUUGCAACCGAGUUGCUUUCUGUCGAUGUUAUUAGCAAACAAAAUUUAAUUUUGACGAAUAAUUAGCGUGCAAUCCAUCAAAAUUCGAAAAAUAACUGUUUAACAGCGCCAUCUAUUUCUCGUUUUUUAUAAACACGCAAUCUAUUACCAGAGAGGCGUUUACAUUCUCUGUCAGCUGUUUCACGCUUGUAACCAGAGAACGUAUAUCAUUUAUACGUUCUCUGCUUGUAACAUAUGAUAUACGUUCUCUGCUGAUAUCAAAAUUGUUUAUUUUUAUUUUACUUGUUUAUGCUUGUUGCUAUUUAAUUCAUUUAUUUCUUCACCGCGUGUACACUGCACUUGCCCCUAAUCCAAAACCUUCACCGCAACGGUUGUUAAGCAGCCAUACAAAUUGCCAUAACAAAAGCGUUUGUAAAUUCAAUCGCAAUGACGACGACAGCUACGCAACCAAAUGAUGGGAGGACACAUUUUCUCAACAAAUUAAUUGAUUAAACACAAAUAAAGACGGGAACGAGAUUAUUUAAUGUAGUACAACAGUUUUAAAUUAAUUAAGUAGUGGUUUCCAUUCUUCAAGUGAUAAGAGAGAGCGCCAAAAAUCAAAUGUCGAAAUCACAAGCGAAAGCGACGCAGCUAAGAAACGGUGCUAAGACUACGGCAGGCACGACAGCAAAAGUAAAACCGACCGUAAGUUAUCCCGCAAAAACCGUAAGUGGAGCUCCUAAAGUAAACACGCAACUUAAAAAAACAACAGCGACCACAACAACAACCACUAAGCGUGUAGAAGAAGAAAAGCUUAAACUUAAAAGCACGAUACAAACCCGACGAACAGAGCCUGCCACUCUCAGCAAGUCUCGAACUCCGCGAGAUGUUGUAAAACCAACACAAAACGCGGUAAUAAAAAAAACAACCGCGAGCAACCGAGUUGCCAGCACAUCCAAAGCAACGCAUAACCAGAAUAUACCAACAACAGUGAAGAGAAAUGUGACAGCAACAACAAGGAAGGCUAAUAUUAGUGAACUGCCUAUACGCGCCAAACAAAACCGCGAUAUUGCGGAUGCCGUCAAAAAGAUACCUUCAACCGCAAGCAAAGCUAAUGCCGUAUUAGAUACGUAUCACAGCGUCACAGUUGCCUCCCCACCACCUCGACGCAGAGCAAUUACUGCAGAAACCAGCGACGAUAGCGUUAUAUCUACCAGAACUAUAAAAGAAAAAGCUGUGACACCGGCUGAUGUAGAGGCUGCCAAGAUUGCGGUUGAUGCCGAUGAACCGCCAAAGCGUGUGCGUACGCAUUCCUUGAAAGAUGAAGAUAUCAUCGUAUUACGUACCGACUCGGCAAAGCGAAGAAGUGAACAACAGAUACUAGCAGAUGUGACAACUGCCAGCCAACAUGAGACGGAAUACUUGCAACUAGACACAGUUGAAGUGAUCGACCAAAAGCCGGUUGUCAGAGAGCCUGUAGCUUUCGAAGUCGCCUUCGAUGAGCCAUUGAGCAGUAAGGCCAAAUCUAAAUCACGAGAACCAUCUGCAACGCGAAGCAAAGCAGAAAAUACGCUUAAAGCAAAACUCAGUGAUGCUGCAAAGAAACCAGAAAUAGAUAAUUACUCAGAUGACUUUGAAACGUAUGAAUCGGACUUUGAGACUGGCUCCUCGACGCAAAAUGGUUCGUCCGGGGAAACUGAAAGCGAAUCAUCACCGCAUAGCGUUUGCAGCGACGAUGAGGACAAAAGUAAAAGCAGUGUUUCCUCAACUACGCAGGAGGAAACAAGUAAAAGUGGCGAUGAAAUGCCGAUUAAUGAUACCGAUUGCGAAGAAGAAACCGAAUUAACACAAUAUCCGAUAACAGUAAUACAACGCAAUAAAGAACUCGAACGAAAAUUGGACUCUGGAAAUUAUGAAAUGAAUUCGCGAAAGCAACCAAAGUUUUCUGAACUGGCGACACAACUUAAUGAGAAGCAUUUCGACAGCAUGGACACCACUUAUAGUGUUGCUUCAACGGAUCAGCUUGAUUCGGGCAUCAGCAGCUACGCUAACACGAAUAAUACACAAGCGGAGGUCGACAAAUACGGCGGAAUUGUAUGCACCUACGGCGGUUAUGCCGAUUUUAAUACGCGUCCCAUACGGCGCAAGCGCGGCAUCGAGCUAAUGAACAAAAUUCAAUUUGACACUUUAACGUUUUCGCUGUUCGAGCUCAAGCCAAUUAGCUAUGAGGUUUACAUGCAAACAUAUGGUACGCUAAAUACCACUCAGUGCUCGACACAAACCAACGAGAAUCGCAUGUCAAGCGAAAGUCAAACGGACAGCUACGACAUGCGUACGAUGUGGACACAGCAUCCACCACUAUAUGAUCUGCAAACGGUGCAGAAAUUCGCCAACGGUAUGCAUGAUCUGAUGGCAACACAAAACUGCUGUGGCGAGUCGCCAUUGGAUGAAGCGUACAUGUUACAAAACUUAAAUGCUGACGAAUACGAUGUUAGUUUACAAAAGCUAACGGUAUUUCGACAAAAUAAUCGUAAAGAUGUGGUUAGCGCGCAGCUAAGCAGUCUGAAAAAACCGUUAGAUUUUGAAAAAUUAAACGCGUUUCUGCUGCGCUCAUCAUUACUCAUCACAAAGGUGCUGUGCUCAGCGCACGACAACAAACCAGAGAACAGUUUAACAAAACUGCCACAAAACCAACAGAGUUUUCAGGAAGUUAGCGCGGGUUAUGUGCAGCUCGAAACGAACUUGUUGAAUGCAUUACGCGUAGUGCGUGUAUUUGCAAGUGCUAGACACGAUCUCAUCAUAACGGUACAUGCGAGUCCGCCCGACGCUGAUGUCUAUCGCUGUGAUUUUUCUCAACUUCUUAUGGUCUGGUACACCAGCGAUUGCACGAAGCCCUUUCGCUUGCUCUCCACAUGGAGUGAGGUUUGUCGCGUCGAAAUCUGUUACGAUAGUGCGGAUAUUGUUGUGUGCGGCCUGCAUGAUGGCAGCAUUGCUAUGUGGGAUUUACGCGAAACAUACUCCUUCUGCUCAAAAUUAGAUGGAUAUCUGACUCACUUUGCUGCAACACAAUCUGUGGUACCCAAUUGGACAGCGAGCGCAGAACAGUCUCAUAGACUCAGCGAUCUUGGCGCUGUGGUAGAUGUACGAAGUUUUCGAACGCUACAACGAGUUAUGGCGCUGGGUAGCUACAAAUCAAUACAGUUCGCUGCACUUAACGACACCGGCCUCUUAUCGAUUUGGACGCUAGUGGAAACGAGUGUAAAGCAUUACGAUUUUGCUACGUCGAAAGCAGCUGAUACCCAACAUAGUCGCAAACGAGGCACAAUAUCUAUGUUAAACUCCCGUUAUGAGUAUAGUUCACCGUGGGCUCGUGUGAAAUUAAUACAGAGUGCGAUUUGCGAUCUACGCGACUACCUAGAGCGUGGUCUGCGACGCAGCCAAACUCAGUUCCAGCUGACCAAGCAACUAUUUCAAAAGGAAAUAUACAGCGACGAGAUCUUACGCGAGCUGCACGGCACAAAAUCGGCGCAGCAACAGCGGCAGCAAUUGCUGGGCUUGCGCUUCACCGGCAUCGACACCGGUUGUGAGCGCAUCUACGUUUGUACGAAUCGCAAUUUCGUGCUGAGUUGUUCGAAGAGUCUAAAGGCGGAACGUUUCCGUAAAAUAAACAUAAACGAAAGCGGUCUGCUUUUCGCAACCAGUUUACAAGUGCUGACAAACGAAAAUUUCCUUGCUGUUGGUCUGUCAAAUGGUUCAGUGAUGAUUGUCAAUUGCAAUCAGCAGAAGUUGGCAACGCAACGCAAUAGUGAUGCGAAACGUUUGGAAGUAGCGAACUCAUAUGACGAUAAUCGUCAAAAAGUAGUCUUUACACCUCAAACGCCUGACAUUGAUCCGAUCACUGGUAAAUCAUGCGCCAUACAAAAUAUAAUACUUAACGAAAGACGUCUGCUGGGUAAGGCUGAUAGUGCAUACGAAACGCCAUACGAUACGCGUCCAUCUACAGCGGCCUGCAUAGCAUUGAUCAGCAAUCAGAAACGUCCGUUUGAGUUACGUGUCUACGAUCAGCAAAUAAUAAUAAAUGGUUCGGCGCUGCGUAAAGAUUUGGUGCAAUCGCUGCAAUUGUCCAGCGAUGGUUGGCGACUCUUUGCGCUCACAAAUGGUCAUGUGCGUACAUAUGACUUUUACUUGGAUUGCGAGUUGGGAACUCAUGCGCUGGGUGCAAGUAAUUGCGAACAACGUGUUAUGGAUAUAGCGGUGGCCAAAAGUUCACAAAAUUCUAAUAAUCUGAUUGUAUUGAAUGAAGAGAAUUACGUAGAAGUGCACUUAUUAAAGCAAUAGGCAAUACAAAAUAUAAUUAAAUAAAGCAAUGAAGUUUCAAAAA